This is a messenger RNA of Chilo suppressalis (striped riceborer), 3951 nucleotides long. The record is from the annotation of a GenBank genome assembly. Lineage: Eukaryota; Metazoa; Arthropoda; Insecta; Lepidoptera; Crambidae.
AUGUCUACGGUACCACCACUAGAGUGGAGUAAUGAAAAAUUAAUACGGUUUUUGGAAUUGUACGAAAGUGAGAGAAUAAUAUGGGAUCCACGUGAUAAAAAUCAUAAAUUGAAGCAUAAAGUACACGAUGCAUGGAAUCGCAUCAGUACUCAAAUGGACAAUACUCCAAUAGAAGAGCUAAAAUGGAAGAAGAAAUCGCUUAUGGCUACAUUUCGACAACUCUUAAAGAAAAAGAAAGCGUCCAUACGUUCCGGAGCAGGUGCUGAUGAUGUGUUCCAGCCAAUAUGGUUUCCUUUUGAAACUAUGGAAAGAUUUUUAGGCCCACUGUAUGACGUGGAUGAAACAAUUAACACGGAACAAAGGAAUUCUCAUACUGAGGAUGAGGCACAAUCUCCAGAUGUCGAACCGCCACUUCAAUCACCAUCACACCAGCAAAUCAAUUCGCCGUCAUGGUCAGUUCCUUCGCUGUCACAGUCAGUUCCUUCGUCAUCACAGGCAGACCGAUCAUCAACACCAGUACAUAACAGGCCAAACAAAGCCAAAAAAAAACCAAGCCUUCACAUAGAUGAGGCUCAAAAUAAAAUAUCUCAGACUUUAGACACUUUGAACCAAGUGCUAAGAGAUAAAAGAACUUAUACAAAUGAAAACAAUGAAGACGAGUGUGAUCUUUAUGCGAAACUCUUAGCUAAAAAAUUACGAAAAUAUCCCGAGUCAAUACGGGGAACAAUUAUGUACCAAAUAGAUGGGUUACUUUUGCAAAAUCCUUAUCCCACCAUCAGGCCCGGUCUGGCCAGGGCGGCUGGUCGGCGAUCGCCGAGGGCCUCCGGCUCAAGGGGGCCUCCAAAAGCCAAAAAAUUCAAGAUGUUUACGCAUCGCCACCGACGCGGACGCCAUCGCAUCUUAUCAGUGAAUUUCGGACUCGGAUUGUUCCCAGUUCUACCCACCCCUCUACCCCUCACCUCUCUCAACUUUACCCAAAUGCACUCUGAAAUAGUUUCCUCCAGAAACGAAGAUCAAAUUGAGCCUCCUUCAAUCCAAGCAGAGGCUACUGUAGCUACAUCGUCUGGUGGGAGUGAAAAUAAGAGGGAAGAAACUACUACUAGCAAUCAAAAAUUUCUAGACCUAAAUCUAGACCACCCCAAACCGUCGUUGACGCAUUUCGACAGGGAUUCGUCAAUAAGCUCUGACUCUGAUUCAGAAAUCAGCGAUGAAGAAUCUAAACAAGACACGCUUGAUGCUUCUAAGAAAAACCUUGGUUGUUUCAUAUGUCCAAAUGAAAGUGAUCACAUUGGAAUAAAAAAAGCUUUUAUGGAAAAACAUCCAAUCCAAGUUCAUGAGGGAAAAGGAGUUAAACUUCCGUUUGAUCCAUCCAAACUCUACUAUCGUCUUUUGCCGAAUGGAGAAAAAAUACACAGAAAAUGGUUAUCUUAUUCCAUUGAGCUCAACAAAGUAUAUUGUUCUUGUUGUAUGGCUUUCGGAGGCAAGGAUAACAGAGAUUCCACAUUUAUUACUGGACAUGAUGUUACACCAAAACACAUUUAUAAAUCGCUGGAAACUCAUGAAAACUCCCAUUAUCAUGAACUUGCGGCCAAGACAGCUUUUCAAUGCCUAAAAGGUCGUGAUAUUGAGAGUCUUCUAGCGGGACACCAAUCUAAACAACGGGAAAGAGAAGUUCACACAAGAAGAUUAGUUGUUCAUCGUUUGAUUGACAUAGUUUUAUUUCUGGGUAGACAAGGCAUUGCUUACAGAGGGGACAAAGCAGAAGGGGCCUACUCACUUGACUCUGUAGAAAAUCAUGGUAAUUUUCUCGAACUUGUCAUGAUGGUUGCAAACUAUGACGUCAUUUUACAAAACCAUGUGAAACAGUGCAUUGAGGAGAGUAAGAAACAUAAACAAAAAACAAUUGAGAAAAGAAAACUUGUCGGAAAGUCAACCAAAAGACAGUACGGGCGAGGCUCUUUGAUCACAUUUUUGUCCAAAUCGUUUAUAAACAAGUUAAUUAAAACGAUUGCUACAAUUGGACGUAAUAUCAUAUUGAAAGACCUCAAAGAUAGUAUUAUUUACAGCGUGAUGGUAGACUCUACCCAAGAUGUGGCAGUGAUGGACCAAUUAGCUAUAUGCGUACGCUACGUUGUCCAAGGAAAGGUUUAUGAAAGGCUACUAGAGAUGACUGUUAUUGAUGACUCUAGUGGACAAGCAUUGUACGAGCGAAUAACAUCGGAAUUAGCAAAGUACGGAAUUCAAGCAUCAAAUAUAGUUGCGUGUUCAUUCGACGGGGCAAGUAAUAUGAAAGGGUGUUACAAUGGCUUACAGGCUCACUUCAAAAAGGCAAAUGAAAAUAUGAUUUAUACUCACUGUAUGGCUCACGUCUUAAACUUAGUAGUAGCUGACUCGACAGUAAAGUUUCUUCAAGCAGAAAACGUAUUUGGAUUGGUAGAGGAAUCUGCAGUUUUUCUGAGUACAUCUUACAAACGAAUGGAAGUGUGGGAGAAAGAAACAAAAAAACAACAUACCGCCCACGACAAACUUUAUAGACUGCAAAAAAUAGGAGCCACUAGGUGGUGGAGUAAACAUAAGGCUCUGUCAUCGAUAAUUGAUGAAAGUGUUUUAAGGAGCGGGGAAAUUGCCACGGACAAAUUAACUAACGUCAUUACCGUAUUCAAAGAAAUAUCUGAUGGUAAUUUUGAUUGCAAAUCCAGAUAUAUGGCCAGAAAUUUGGCAAGUCAAUGGGCGAAAUUUGAAAACCUAUUUAUUUCAUUCGUUUUACUAGAUAUGUUUCUUGUUAUAACGCCUGUUUCGAAAUAUUUGCAAACUAAAACAUUGGACUACGCUAUUGCUUGGGAUUUGGUUCAAACACUACUUAAACAGAUCAAUGAAAAAAGAAAUGACAAACAUUUUGAAUUUUUGUACACGAAAACAAAAGAGUAUGCGACUGCUGUUAACAGUAAAUUGGAAGAUAGCAAUAUUGAUUUGGAAUUACAAUUGGACUUUACGGAAAGAAGAAUUUCAAAGAAAAAACGAAUGCCUGGGGAACAAUCCAGUGAUGAUGCUCCUGAAAUAUCAGCAGCUCAACAUUUCAAGCAUGUAUUUUUCAAUAUGUUAGACUGUGCUAGAAUAAGCAUAGAAGAAAGAUUUUGCCCCAACAGAGAAAUUUUAGAGGACCUUUCUUGGUUAAAUCCAAGAAAAUUUAAUGACAUAAUGACGACAAAAGACUUUCCGGCUGGAGUCCUCUCUUGUAUCUCAAAACUUUGCAAUGUUGAAAGAAGUAUAUUAUUAAUAGAACUUAAACAAUUUGCAGAUCAGUACAAAAGUUUCAUAAAAGUUGUAAAAACUCAAGAUGAACAGAUCCCAGACGAAGAAUCAAACAAAGCAGAAGAAAUUUUAAAAGACCGUGAACUCGAUUCGGAACCUGAAUCAGAAGAAGACAAUUUUCGUGGUUUCUGCAAUGACAGUAAAAAAUGUUUCAAGUGUUUGUCAUGCGCCUUCUCAGUUAUUUUUGAACUCUCUGGAUCAGGAUUGUUCACUAACUUAUAUGUAGUUUAUAAAUUUAUCCUAACGAUACCCUGUACACAGCCGAGGGCCUCCAAUGGAGCCAGACCGGGCCUGCCCACCAUCAACCAUCAAGUUGAUCGAUCAUCAAGUGUCUUCUCAAAUCAUUCAACGUCAUCGCAAUCACAGUAUUCAGAUUACCAAGUCACAUUAAACCCACCGAUUCAACAAUCUCAACGUGUUUAUAUCAUGCAACCAACGGUACAGUCUGACUCAUCAGUAGAGAUCAGUAUCCCAGAAAUGAAUGUACCAGCUUCUCCAAGCCAUGUGAUACCACAAACUUCAUCAACACAAUAUAAUAUCUUGGAACCAAGAGUACAGCCCAGAUUCGAAAGAAGUGUUACACCUCAAAACCAAAUGAAUGUGAUUGAAAGAGCCUACUGGAACGCUACCCAGAAUUGA